AUGGGCAGAGUGGUGAGGUGCAAGAACUUCUCCCAGCAGCCAGUCCUUAGCCUUCCCUGCAACCAUCCCAGCCGGCUCACUGGGGGCCCACGGGCCACCCAGCCGGCUCACUGGGGGCCCACUGGCCACCCAGCCGGCUCACUGGGGGCCCACUGCCCACCCAGCCGGCUCACUGGGAGCCCACCGAGCAUCCCAGCCGGGUCACUGGGAGCCCACCCAGCAUCCCAGCCGGGUCACUGGGAGCCCACCGAGCAUCCCAGCCGGGUCACUGGGAGCCCACCCAGCAUCCCAGCCGGGUCACUGGGAGCCCACCCAGCAUCCCAGCCGGGUCACUGGGAGCCCACCGAGCAUCCCAGCCGGGUCACUGGGAGCCCACCGAGCAUCCCAGCCGGGACACUGGGAGCCCACCGAGCAUCCCAGCCGGCUCACUGGGAGCCCACCCAGCUCACUGGGAGCCCACCGAGCAUCCCAGCCGGCUCACUGGGAGCCCACCGAGCAUCCCAGCCGGCUCACUGGGAGCCCACCGAGCAUCCCAGCCGGGUCACUGGGAGCCCAUCGAGCAUCCCAGCCGGCUCACUGGGAGCCCACCCAGCAUCCCAGCCGGCUCACUGGGAGCCCACCCAGCAUCCCAGCCGGGUCACUGGGAGCCCACCCAGCAUCCCAGCCGGGUCACUGGGGGCCCACCCAGCAUCCCAGCCGGGUCACUGGGAGCCCACCGAGCAUCCCAGCCGGCUCACUGGGAGCCCACCCAGCAUCCCAGCCGGGUCACUGGGAGCCCACCGAGCAUCCCAGCCGGCUCACUGGGAGCCCACCGAGCAUCCCAGCCGGGUCACUGGGAGCCCACCGAGCAUCCCAGCCGGCUCACUGGGAGCCCACCGAGCAUCCCAGCCGGCUCACUGGGAGCCCACCGAGCAUCCCAGCCGGGUCACUGGGAGCCCACCCAGCAUCCCAGCCGGGUCACUGGGGGCCCACCGAGCAUCCCAGCCGGGUCACUGGGAGCCCACCCAGCAUCCCAGCCGGGUCACUGGGAGCCCACCCAGCAUCCCAGCCGGGUCACUGGGAGCCCACCCAGCAUCCCAGCCGGGUCACUGGGAGCCCACCCAGCAUCCCAGCCGGGUCACUGGGAGCCCACCCAGCAUCCCAGCCGGGUCACUGGGGGCCCACCCAGCAUCCCAGCCGGGUCACUGGGAGCCCACCCAGCAUCCCAGCCGGGUCACUGGGAGCCCACCCAGCAUCCCAGCCGGGUCACUGGGAGCCCACCCAGCAUCCCAGCCGGGUCACUGGGAGCCCAGCCGGGUCACUGGGAGCCCACCGAGCAUCCCAGCCGGGUCACUGGGAGCCCACCGAGCAUCCCAGCCGGGUCACUGGGGGCCCACCGAGCAUCCCAGCCGGGUCACUGGGGGCCCACCCAGCAUCCCAGCCGGGUCACUGGGAGCCCACCGAGCAUCCCAGCCGGGUCACUGGGAGCCCACCCAGCAUCCCAGCCGGGUCACUGCCCACCCAGCAUCCCAACCCACCCAGCAUCCCAGCCGGGUCACUGGGAGCCCACCGAACAUCCCAGCCGGGUCACUGGGAGCCCACCGAGCAUCCCAGCCGGGUCACUGGGGGCCCACCGAGCAUCCCAGCCGGGUCACUGGGGGCCCACCCAGCAUCCCAGCCGGGUCACUGGGAGCCCACCGAGCAUCCCAGCCGGGUCACUGGGGGCCCACCCAGCAUCCCAGCCGGGUCACUGGGAGCCCACCGAGCAUCCCAGCCGGGUCACUGGGAGCCCACCCAGCAUCCCAGCCGGGUCACUGGGAGCUUCUCUUAAAGUUUCAAAACCAUCAUCAACAAACAUUGAAAGAAAUGAGUAUAUCCUCCGGAAGAUCAUUUACGUAUAUCAGAAACACGAUGGGUCCAAGUAUAGAACCCUGUAGGACUCCGCAGACUAAAACUCUGCUUAAAUAUGGAGAAAAACUGCUUAAAUAUGGAGAAAAACUGCUCAAAUAUGGAGAAAAACUGCUCAAAAAUGGAGAAAAACUGCUCAAAAAUGGAGAAAAACUGCUCAAAUAUGGAGAAAAACUGCUCAAAUAUGGAGAAAAACUGCUCAAAAAUGGAGAAAAACUGCUCAAAAAUGGAGAAAAACUGCUGAAAUAUGGAGAAAACUACUCAAAUAUGGAGAAAAACUGCUCAAAAAUGGAGAAAAACUGCUCAAAUAUGGAGAAAAACUACUCAAAUAUGGAGAAAAACUGCUCAAAUAUGGAGAAAAACUACUCAAAUAUGGAGAAAAACUGCUCAAAAAUGGAGAAAAACUGCUCAAAAAUGGAGAAAAAUAGCACAGAACUCUCUGAGAUAGAAAAAAUACACCCAAACACACUCAAAUAUAGAGAAAAUACCACAAAAUCCGCUCGAAUGUGA
Procambarus clarkii (red swamp crayfish) is the source of this 2397-nucleotide messenger RNA. The record is from RefSeq and is a predicted model, not a curated record. Lineage: Eukaryota; Metazoa; Arthropoda; Malacostraca; Decapoda; Cambaridae.